Molecule: messenger RNA, 1545 nt
Organism: Stylonychia lemnae
Lineage: Eukaryota; Ciliophora; Spirotrichea; Sporadotrichida; Oxytrichidae
Source: the annotation of a GenBank genome assembly
AUGUCAACUGAAAUUUCGUAGUUCUUAAACUUCUAAGCUAUAGCUGCCAAAGUGCUCCUCUAGACUUGGGAGUUCCUUAAGUGCCAAAUAUGCCUCAAUCUGGCUGAAAAUCCCAGACGGUGUCAGACUUGCAAUAUCAUCACAUGCUUCGAAUGCAUAACUAAUUAUCAGUAAAACGUAGCGAAAGAUCCAUCAGUUUGCCACAAAGGCUGCAAAUUCAUAAUGUUUUUCCCUUUAGGUCCAAGAGAUUUAAUCUUCAAUUAAUACUUUAAGACUCUUAUCGGGUCUUUGCAGUUUAGCGAAGCACUCUUAAUAAACUAGGUAGGUAAUCAGAAUAAAAAUACCAACAAAAUUGAUCUAAUUAAUAAUGGUGCUGGUGGGUUUGAGCACCAAGUGGGUAAGCAAGCUAAUGACCCUAAUUUUGACCCUUUCAGAUUAUAGCAAAUACCAAUCUAAGAUAGCAAUUCCUUCAAGCAGCAACAGCAACUAUUUGAAAUAAUAAUGAUAAACUAGCUUAAACAGUAUGAGCAAAGUUAGAUUCCCUCGCAGCAAAAUCAAGACUAAUCUUCACAUUCACAACUGCCUCCUCCAUCAUAAGUCAUAGUGAAUGAAGUUUGUGUGCUAUGCUUGCAAACUGUUCCUAAUCACCUGAGGAUAUAGCACAUCGAGGAGUGUAAAAAUGACUAUAGAUUCUGCGAGUAGUGCAAACUCUUCAAACAUAAAUGCGAUGCAUCUCAUAAGUGCUUCUUGCCCUUUAAGAAAUGUCCUAAGUGUGACAUUAGAUACGAGCCUGCACUAUAAGACAAGCAUUAAUGCCUUGAUGAGAUCAAAUAGAUGAUGCUUACAAUGAAGCAAGACUUUCUAAACACCAUUAAGAAGCUAUAGCAGGAAAAUAUAGAGAUGAAGUAAAGACUCAGAAGGAAGGAGGAUGUUAACUUUUGCUGUGGAUGUGACAAGCUUAUCAUCAAGACAGACAAGAGAGUUAAGUGCGCAUCUUGCACUCAGGAAUUCUGCUACUCUUGCGUGGGUUCACGACUAUUUUACUGCUAUAUAUGUGUAGGCUAUGUAUGUUGUGAGGAACCUAAGCAAGCUCAGUUAUGUGAUUUACACAUGACUAAGAGUAAGGAUAGGUUUGGCUAGUUAUUCCAGAGUGAAGCACUAUAACUUGUAACUGAAAACCCUGAGAAUGUCCAGCUAUAGAGUACUAGUUAAAGUCAUCAUCCUGGCAACAGCAAUGUGGGCAGCACUAAUCACACUUAAAACCUAUCUCAGAGAGCUACCAAUAAUAAUGCAAGUGUUGGGGGCAUAUUUGGCAAUCUAGAAACUAACUAUAGCAAUCAGUAGCAGUAACAGCAGUAACAACUGUUUCAAUAGCAGUAAUAAUAACAGUCAAUAGGAGUUGCAUAAAAUAAUAAUAAAAAACCUAGUGCUAAUAAUGGGAAGAGUCCAACUACAGUAGUAUAAAAGUAAAACGGCAAAGCUGGCAGCAAUGGAUCUGGAAAAGAUAAUAAAAAGAAUGGAAACUAAAAUCACAAAUCAAAUUGA